AACCCUCCAACCCAAAAUCCAUUUAACCUUUUCACCCAAUUCUUCCUAUUUUUCAAAGCCCUCCCCUCCCUUCCCCUCCAAACUCCCAAACAUAGCCUUAGAGAUGAUGAAGAACUUGCAAGAGGUGAAGUAAUCUCACAAAAGCUACUCCAUGCCAUUGAGGAAUCACUCUCAGCAGUUGUUAUUAUCUCCAAAAACUAUGCUAACUCUGCUUGGUGUUUGGAUGAGUUAGUCAAGAUUCUCGAAUCCAAACGUUUGUCAGGACAACAAGUGUUCCCAAUCUUCUAUGGUGUUGAUCCCUCCCAUGUAAGGAAUCAAAGGGGAAGUUUUGCUGAGGCUUUUAGGAAACAUGAAGCAAAAUUUGCUGAAAGCAAAGAGAAGGUGCAAAAGUGGAGAGAUGCAUUGACAGAGGUCGCCAACUUGUCAGGCUGGGACUCUAAGGAUCAACAUGAAACAAAACUCAUUGAAGAAGUUGUUGCACAAGUAUGGAAAAAACUGGAACUCAAAUUUCCAUUCUAUAACGAUGGACUGGUCGCGAUUGAUACAAGAUUGGAAGAAUUAUAUUCAACUCUGAAGAUAGGUUACGAGGGAGUUCGUUUCAUAGGGAUAUGGGGUAUGGGUGGGAUUGGCAAAACGACUCUUGCUACAGCUCUCUUCAAAAAUAUCAAAAGUCAGUUUGAUGUAAGUUGCUUCAUCGCUAAUGUCAGGGAGGUCUCUGGAAAAAGAAACCAAGGUAUGCUACAGUUACAAAAUAAAAUUCUUUCUCAUCUGAACAUAAAAGGAAUGGUAAUUGAAACAUUAAGCGAAGGAAAGGACAGCUUAAGAAACCUUUUAUUCAACAAAAAGGUUCUUAUUGUCCUUGAUGAUGUAAGUUCUAAAAGCCAACUUGAGAAUUUGGCUGGAAGCCAUGCAUGGUUUGGUCGAGGAAGUAGAAUUUUAGUUACGACUAGGGAUAAGCACCUCUUGAUAUCGCAUGCUGUAUUGUUUGAAAUGUAUGAGAGUAAAAUCUUAAAUAAAAGUGAAUCCCUUCAACUUUUUUGUGAAAAAGCUUUUAAAAAGGACAAACCGGAAGAAGAUUAUUUUGAGUUAUCUAAAAGUGUGGUGCAAUAUGCUGGAGGCCUUCCUUUGGCUCUUGAAGUGUUAGGUUCUUUUCUUUGCGGAAGAAGGAUAUCUGAUUGGGAAGAUGCUUUGAUCAAAAUUAAACAAGUUCCACAUGAUGAUAUCCUAAACAAACUUCAAAUAAGUUAUGAAAUGUUAGAAGAUGAACACAAAACUAUAUUUCUAGAUAUUGCAUGCUUUUUUAAGGGAUGGUAUAAACAUAAAGUGAUACAGAUAUUGGAAAAUUGUGGCUUUCAUCCAACACUUGGAAUAAAUGUUCUUAUAGAAAAAUCACUACUAACUUUCGAUGGAAGAGUUAUUGGGAUGCAUGAUAUGCUAGAAGAAAUGGGUAAAACCAUAGUUUUUCUAGAAUCUCCUAAUGAUUCCGGAAGACGGAGUAGAUUGUGGUCUCUAGAGGAUAUUGAUGAAGUACUAAGAAAAAAUAAGGGAACUGAACUUGUUCAAGGUAUUGUUUUGAAGUCAUCACCAUCUAUGUCAUUUGAAGCGAGUUGGAAUCCCGAGGCCUUCUCAAAGAUGUCUAAUCUUAGGUUACUCAUUAUAUUAUGUGAUUUGCAUCUUUCACUUGGUCUGAAAUGUCUUUCCAGCUCACUAAAAGUGCUUAUAUGGUGGCAAUAUCCAAUGAAUACUCUUCCACUUGGAGUUCAAAUGGAUAAGCUUGUUCACUUACAAAUGGCCAAUAGUAAAGUCAAACAGCUGUGGAAUGGAACUCAGUAUUUUGGAAAGCUGAAAGUAAUUGAUUUGAGCAACUCCAAAAAUCUACGUCAAACUCCAAAUGUCUCUAGAGUUCCAUACCUUGAAGAGCUUCAUCUUAAUGAUUGUACAGACCUUGCUGAAGUUCACCAAUCUGUUACAGAACACAAAAAGCUCGAGAUAUUGAGCUUGAUAGGAUGUGCAAAUCUGAAAACCUUUUCAAGUAUAAUGGAAAUGGAUUCCUUGAAAAUGCUCAUGCUAUCUGAUUGCUCAAACAUUUCAAGACUUCCUGAUUUUGGGGAAAAUAUGAUAAGCAUGUCAGUGCUUAAUUUAAUGCAUUGCAAAAAAAUUGUGUGCCUUCCAAACAGCAUUAGUAACCUGAAGUCUCUCAAAAUUCUCAAUAUAUCAGGAUGCUCAAAAAUCUGUAGCCUGCCAGACGGUAUAAAGCAAAACACGGCUUUGGAGGAUCUUGACUUGAGUAGAACUGCUAUUGGAGAAAUGGAUCCCUCCCUACUUCAAUUAGGGAAUCUCAAAAUAUUAUCUUUAAGUGGAUGUGGCUUGCCAGCUUCCGACUCUAGACGGGACGUGAGUCGGCCAUAUAGGGAUCAGUGGGAUCAAUUCAGGUAUAUCUCAGCUGACACAGGCUUAAUAUUGCCUUCUACUUUCUCAGGUCUUUCCUCAUUAACUGUUUUGGAUUUGAGCUAUUGUAAUCUCACUGAUGAUUCAAUUCCCGAAGACGUUGAUGGCUUAUCAUCAUUGGAGAGACUAAUUCUAUCUGGGAAUAAAUUUCUGCGCCUACCCCAUUGCUACUUUUUUAAUCUUUCAAAGCUUCGCUAUCUUGAACUGGAAGACUGUCCUCAGCUUCGAUAUGAACCAUUGCUUCCACCACAUGUAUGCUUUUACUCAAUAGAUACAGAUAGAAAGGAAUCUAAAUUAUUAGAUCCUAAAAAGAUAUGGAAGCUGUUUGAUUACCCUUAUCCUGUGUACACGGAAAUCCCUUCGAGAUUUGAUAAUCAUAAUUUUUUACCCUUGAACUCAUCAUAUGUGUCAGAAGCUGACUCAAUUGCAUCAAUAACAGUAAAGAUCCCUACUGAUUGUUUUCCAAGUAGUAGGUGGGCAGUAGCUGUAUUUGUGGCCUUGGAGGAAAUUGAUGAAGGCUUUCAGGCCCGAAUCAUGCGCACGCGUUGGAACUUUGAUACUUUAGAGCCUGAAGAUGGCUCAUCCUUAUCUCUCUUCUCUAGUUCAACAGCAAACAAUAAACUGUACCUGUUCACAAUGGUAAGGAGUGGUGAUUUUAUAUACAUUCGGCGACACAUAAGAGGGGAGGGAAAGUCCAAUUGCAGAUCCUUUAGCAAGCAUCGGAAGCCAGAGUUCAGGGAAAACAGUUUGUUGCGUUUUGAAGUGCAAGUGGAAGGGUGCAAGAUAAGGAAGUGUGGAGGGCGUGUGUUGGACAAGGCAGAUUAUCUUGAAGACUCUAAAGAGGUGAACAGCAGUGAACUUUCUAUGGUACCUCCAAUUUCCGAGCAUGUCAGUGGUAUGUGCAAACCAACUGUGGAUGAAUUGAAGGGAGAGAAUGCUACAGCCUUUGAUGUGCAGAACACAGAAAAAUCCAUUGAAAAUUUCUCUUUGGGAAAAAUGUUUCAGAAUAUUAGACAAAGACUAGGUCUAAGCAUGCUUAUUUUAAUAAUGUCAAUGAUGGUAGCUGCUACACUAUUCCCUCUGCCUGUGCAAGGAUUCGACUCUAAAAAGCACACCACAACAAUUGAAGUCCAGAAUAAACCAUUUAAAUCACAUCGGAUUUCCCGUAAAACUGUAUUGAAGGUCAAUACACCACAAUUACAAAGCAGUCAUAGAUUGAAUGUGAGCCAACGGUUGUCAUUUCCAUUAUACCGGCUUCCAACGGGGACACAUUUCUCUCAGACUCACUUUUUGGACAUCCUUGCUAAUUGUCCUUCAAGUGACUGGUGGGGGGUGGCUGUACUUGUGGCCUCAGAAGCUGAAGCUCCACAGAAUUCAGAGGAAGGUCUUUCAAUGGAAGAUUAUUCACAAAACUCAAAAUGGAAGUAUCAUGUUUUCUUGAGUUUUAGGGGAGAAGACACACGCUUAGGCUUCACCGAUCACCUAUAUGCAGCUUUGGUGCGCAAGAGUAUAAUAACUUUCAGAGAUGAUGAAGAACUUGCAAGAGGUGAAGUAAUCUCACAAAAGCUACUCCAUGCCAUUGAAGAAUCUCUCUCAGCAGUUGUCAUAAUCUCCAAAAACUAUGCUAAUUCAGCUUGGUGUUUGGAUGAGUUAGUCAAGAUUCUCGAAUCUAAACGGUUGUCAGGACAACAAGUGUUCCCUAUUUUUUAUGGUGUGGAUCCCUCUGAUGUAAGGAAUCAAAGGGGAAGUUUUGAUGAGGCUUUUAGGAAACAUGAAGAAAAAUUUGCCGAAACCAAAGAGAAGGUGCAACAGUGGAGAGAUGCAUUGAGAGAGGUCGCCAACUUGUCAGGCUGGGACUCUAAGGAUCAACAUGAAACAAAACUCAUCGAAGAAGUUGUUGCACAAGUAUGGAAAAAACUGGAACUCAAAUUCCCAUCCUAUAACGAUGGACUGGUUGCAAUUGAUGCAAGAUUGGAUGAAUUAUAUUCAACUCUGAAGAUAGGAUCGGAGGAUGUUCGUUUCAUAGGGAUAUGGGGCAUGGGUGGGAUAGGCAAAACGACUCUUACUACAGCUCUUUACAAAAAAAUCAAAAGCCAGUUUGAUGUAAGUUGCUUCGUUGCUAAUGUUAGGGAGGUCUCAGGGGAAAGAAACGAAGGUUUGCUACAGUUACAAAAUAAAAUUCUUUCUCAUCUGAACAUAAAAGGAAUGGUAAUUGAAACAUUAAGCCAAGGAAAGGACAGCUUAAGAAACCUUUUAUCCAGCAAAAAGGUUCUUAUUGUCCUUGAUGAUGUAAGUUCUAAAAGCCAACUUGAGAAUUUGGCUGGAAGCCAAGAAUGGUUUGGUCGAGGGAGUAGAAUUAUAGUUACAACUAGGGAUAAGCACCUCUUGAUAUCGCAUGUUGUAUUGUUUGAAAUGUAUGAGAGUAAAAUCUUAAAUGAAAGUGAAUCCCUUCAACUUUUUUGUGAAAAAGCAUUUAAAGAAGAUGCACCUAAAGAGGGUUAUAUGGAGUUGUCUAAAAGUGUUGUCGAAUAUGCUCGGGGCCUUCCUUUGGCUCUUGAAGUGUUAGGUUCUUUUCUUUGUGGAAGAAGUAUAUCUGAUUGGAAAGAUGCUUUAAUCAAGAUUAAACAAGUUCCACAUGAUGAUAUCCUAAACAAACUUAGAAUAAGCUAUGACAUGUUAGAAGAUGAACACAAGACCAUAUUUCUAGAUAUUGCCUGCUUUUUUAAGGGAUGGUACAAACAUAAAGUGAUACAAAUAUUAGAAAAUUGUGGCCUUCACCCAGCCAUUGGCAUAAAUGUUCUCAUAGAAAAAUCAUUAGUAACUUUUGAUGGAAGAGUUAUCUGGAUGCAUGAUAUGCUUGAAGAAAUGGGUAAAACCAUAGUUUUUCAAGAAUCCCCUAAUGAUCCAGGAAGACGAAGUAGACUGUGGUCUCUAGAGGAUAUUGAUCAAGUGCUGAGAAAAAAUAAGGGAACUGAAAUUGUGCAAGGUAUAGUUUUGAGACCAUCGCCAUCUACGCUGUAUAAAGUACGUUGGGACCCUGAAGCAUUCUCAAAGAUGGGUAAUCUUAGGUUACUCGUUAUAUUAUGUGAGCUGCAUCCUUCCCUUGGUCUGAAAUGUCUUUCUAGCUCGCUAAAAGUGCUUAUAUGGUGGGGAUAUCCAUUGGAUGCUCUUCCACUUGGAGUUCAACUAGAUGAGCUUGUACAUUUGCAAAUGAUCAACAGCAAAGUUAAACAUUUGUGGAGUGAAAAAGAGUAUUUUGGAAAGCUGAAAGUAAUAGAUUUGAGUAACUCCAAAGAUUUACGUCAAACUCCAAAUAUCUCUAGAAUUCCAAAUCUUGAAGAGUUGUAUCUGAAUGAUUGUCCAAAACUUGUUGAAGUACACCAAUCUAUCAGCCGACACAAAAAACUCAUGAUAUUGAGCUUGAUGGGAUGUGUAGAUCUGAAAACCUUUCCAAAUAAAUUGGAAAUGUUUUCGUUGAAAAUGCUAUUUCUCUCUGACUGCUCAAGAAUUCAAAGACUUCCUGAAUUUGGAAAAAAUAUGACGUGCAUCACGGAACUUAUCUUAACGAAUUGCAAGAAUCUUCUAUGCCUUCCAAACAGCAUCAGUAACCUGAAAACUCUCAGAAUUCUCGACAUAUCAAGAUGUUCAAAAAUUCAUACCCUGCCAGAUGGUAUAAAUCAAAACAAGGCUUUGGUGGACAUUGACUUGAGUAGAACUGCUAUUAGAGAAUUGGAUCCAUCCCUACUUCAGUUAGAAAAUAUCAAAAGAUUAUCUUUAAGUAGAUGUAGCGGAUCAGCAUCCAAUUCCAGCUGGGAGUUUCAGCUUCCUUUUGGUAAGAAGUUCAGUUUUUCCCCAGCUCACACAAGAUGCUUAACAUUGCCCCGUUUUGUAUCAGGCCUUUCCUCAUUAACUGUAUUGGAUUUAAGCUAUUGUAAUCUUACCGAUGAUUCAAUUCCUCAUGAUAUCGAUUGCUUAUCAUCAUUGGAGAAUCUGAUUCUAAGUGGGAACAAUUUUGUUCGCCUACCUACUCACUACCUUGCUAAUCUUUCAAAGCUUCGUUAUCUUGAAUUGGAAGAUUGCCCGCAGCUCCAAUCUUUACCAGUGCUUCCACCUCAUGUACGCUUGUAUGGAACAGAUUCUGAUGUAAGGGAAGCUGGUGCAUUAGAUCCACAAAAGAUAUGGAAGCUGUUUGAAUCAAGUGACAAAGAACUCUUACAGUCAUAUGUGCCUCAAAUGUUUGACUUCUUCAAUCCUAUGUACUUCACAAUCCCACCGAGAUUUGAUAAUCAGAAUUUUUUUCCAUUGAGCUCGUCAUAUGUGUCAAAACACGAUUCAUUUGCAUCAGUAACAGUGGAUAUCCCUGAUGAUUGUCUUUCAAGUGACUGGUGGGGGGUGGCUGUACUUGUGGCCUUAGAAGCUGAUUCAGAGGAAGGCGCUAAAAGUUCUUUUAUGAGAUCUAUGGGCUUGCGUUGGAAAUUUGAUACUCUAGGACCUGAAGACAGCCCUUCCUUAUCACUGUCUGCAGGUUCAACAGCAUACAGUGAUCUUUACCUCGUCACUAUGGUAGUGAGUGGUGAUUUUAUAUACAUACGGAGACACCGAAGGGAAGACCGAAGAAGUUUCAUGAACGAAGAGUUUAGCAAACAUAGAAAGCCAGAGUUCAGGGAAAACAGUUCGUUGCGCUUCGAAGUGGAAGUAGGAGGAUGGAAGAUAAGGAAGUGUAGGUGGCAUAUGUUGUGCAAGGAAGAUUAUCUUGAAGACUUACAAAUGCUAAACAGCGGUGGACUUGUUGAAGAACCUUCAGAUUCCGGGCAUUCAGCUGGUAAGAACAAAUCAUAUGUGGAAGAAUUCAAGGGGAAGGAUACUACUGUUUUGGAUGUGAAGAACAUAGAAAGGUCCAAUGAGAACUUCUCUUUGGGGAAAAUGUUUCCCACCAUUAAACAAGGACUUGGUUUAGGUGUGCUAGCUUUGAUAUCAUUGAUGGUUGGGGCUACAAUAUUCUGUUCGCCUAUGCAUGGUUUGCGCUUCAAAAUGUCCACCACAACAAUCAAGACCAUAUCUAAUAAAUUAUUAAAACCACAUUGGACUACCUCCAAUGAUAUCGUACUUAAGGUCAAUGCACCGCAAUUUCAGCGUGGUCCUCGUAACAGAAAUGUGAGUCAACGGUUGUCAUUUCAACUGUACCGGCCACCAAGGAGGUUGAGUUUCUGUAAGAGCCAAUUUUGUUGUAACUUCACUCGAUGAAAAACAUUUUUCUUUUUGACAAACUUGUUCUUUUGUGUAACUCAAAUAUUUCAUUUGUCUAAUUCUGAUUUAGAUAUGUAAUAAACCUCAUAUUAUAAUCUUUUUAAUAGAAACUUCACAGUAGUUAGAACUACACCACUUUUAGAAA
Molecule: messenger RNA, 7840 nt
Organism: Vicia villosa (hairy vetch)
Lineage: Eukaryota; Viridiplantae; Streptophyta; Magnoliopsida; Fabales; Fabaceae
Exons: 15
Biological process (GO): defense response; signal transduction
Molecular function (GO): protein binding; ATP hydrolysis activity; ADP binding
Source: RefSeq, a predicted model, not a curated record